Mercenaria mercenaria is the source of this 2456-nucleotide messenger RNA. RefSeq names its product complement C1q tumor necrosis factor-related protein 5-like. The record is from RefSeq and is a predicted model, not a curated record. Bases 52 to 774 code for a protein of 240 amino acids. The transcript has 2 exons. Lineage: Eukaryota; Metazoa; Mollusca; Bivalvia; Venerida; Veneridae. Gene Ontology annotation, molecular function: protein binding.
UCAGUCGAAGUCUUAAAGUACGACAGUAAGGAACCGUGAGAGACGUAAAAAAUGUUCACAGUUCUCAUGUUAUUAACCGCGACCGCCGCCGCGUUAAACGCUGCGGAGCCGCAGUGCUCAAGAUUUCAUUAUGAAGAACAAACUCUCGCUAAAGUUAUAAAACUAGAAAUCCUUGUGCAGAAAAUGAAAGAGGAUCUAGAUUCAACUCAAAGGCAAGUACUAGACAAAAUGCUGGAAUUAGAAAAUGACAAGGAAAAAAUGAAGGUUGAAUUAGACACUGAAAUGGAAACUAUAAAAACUGAGUUCAAGCAAGUGAAAGAAAAGAGCGAAGCAGACUUGAGUAGACUCACCGAAGAGGUUAAGAAGACAACAGAUGCAGCUAUAAAACCCCCAACUGCUGCUUUUCUUGCCAAGGAACUGACUAAUAUAACACCAAAAUCUGGGGAAGUCUUGGUGUUCAAAACAAGCAUGCUGAAUGAAGGACAUGGCUAUGACAACACUUCCGGCAUCUUCACCGCGCCAACGGAAGGGGUGUAUCUGUUUACCAUCCAGCUUUGUGUCAGUCCGAAAUCGGUACCUCAGUAUAUUAUUGUAGCAGACGACAAAUACCUAAAACGAGGCUAUUUCUACGACAAGGAGAACGACAGCUGUCACACAGCGGACGCAGUUGCUAUCCUAAAACCUAAAAGUCGUGUUUGGGUUACAACUUCUACUAAUCAACCUUUGCAACAAGGUGGCUAUUACUGGAAUACAUUCAGUGGGGUACUUUUAUAAACAUAUAUCUCACAUAAUAAAUAGCAUACUGCAAGUGUUGCUUUGGCACACUUUAUUACUACAAAGAUAUUAAAAUCAACCUAUAGACUACAUUUAGACAAACAAUUUUCUUCUUUUCUUCUUUCUUUGGAGAAUACGCAAUGUGAAAACGAUUGCUUAUUCAUUUACCGUCAACAACAGUAAAAUUGUAAAAGAACAUCUAUUUAGGAAAGAGUUUAUAGUGCGUAAUCAUAGAAGCAUAGUUGAGAGUUCUGCUGUUUCAUCACAUGACCCAUGUUCACAAGACUAUACUAAGGGGAAGAUAAACGUAUCGGUUACAACAAAAUUUUUACUUCGUAAUUACGUUUGUUCUUUUACGUAUGUGUGAUAGUUUUUGACUGUUUCACUCAAACACAUUGAAUGUCCUAAAUAGAAAAAGACAUAUUCAUUUAUAAAUGUUUAUAUGUGGCACGUUGGAUCAUUUAACCCUCAAAGUAAUUAAGCAUUUGAGAAUAUGCAUUUGUACUCUACAGUCAUUACCGAGUUAUCAUUUAGUUAAGACAUUUAAAUUCAGUUUAACUUGAAACUGGAAGCAGCAAAGGUUUUUAAGAAAACAUGCCAAAUAUGUGUGGACAACCCGCCUUACAUAUGAACCAAUGUGAAGGCCACAAUAAACAAGAGUUGUUUGUAAAACGUGUAAGCCUCUCAUAAUUGUCUGUCCCCUUUUCUGUCCCGAGAUCACCAAGACCUUGCCUCUUGACCUACUGAUCCCCAACACAAUUACCGUCAUCGCUGACCUCAGGCAAUCAUCUUAUGAAGUUUGUGGUCUGUAGGCAAACGCGUUCUUUAAUUAUUGAGCAGAAAUAGUUUUCAGUCUCAGUGUCACUGUGACCUUGACCUUUGACACCAAAACAACAGAGAUCAUCUACUGAACCCAGGCAAUCACCUUAUGAAAUUUGAAGAUAUUAGGUCAAAGACUUCUUAAGUUAAUUAGCGGAAAUCAUUUUCAGUUUCGGGGUCACAGUGACCUUGACCUUUGAUCUAUAUAUCCUGAAAACAAGAGGGGUCAUCUACUGACCACAAGCAAUCAUCCUAUGGAAAGUGACGUCUGUAUGCCAAAGUUUUUGAUUAGAAACCCUUUUCAGUCUAAAGGUCUUUGCGGCCUUGACCUUCUGACCACCAAAACCAAGUGGUCAUCUUAAGCUCAGGUAAUGUUUUUCCAACAAUAAAACAUUAAUUUUAAGCCCAGGUGUCCUAGUAAUGCUAGGUAGAAAAUAGUAGAAAAUGUAUUUUUCGAGAGAGAAUAAAGCUUUUCCAUCCCGAAUGCCCCACUUUUUGAAUCAAGAUAAUGCAGUUUCAAAUUCGAGUAGAUAUUUUAAAGACAAUCAUUCUGACCUAAUUUUAUCUGAAUGGUGAGAAAAUGCAUCCACUUGAAGAUGCAAAAAGCUUUGGACUGAAUGACCAAGACGCAACUUGACAUUCUGAUCACAUUUAUAUUUUAAGUAGUUGAGAAGUUUUCUCCCUAUCAUCUGACAGAGUUCCUUGUGUUUACCUAAAAUGACCCAGUUUGGAACCUAAGUCAUAUAAUCAGACAAACUUAGUGAAUACAUUUCAUGUUAAUCAGACAGAAAUUAUGACUUUCAAUGAUUUUACCAAGUGAUCUAGGUUUUGAUCCAAGAUGACAUAGUUGUGAACUAGACUUA